Molecule: messenger RNA, 1749 nt
Organism: Brachypodium distachyon (stiff brome)
Lineage: Eukaryota; Viridiplantae; Streptophyta; Magnoliopsida; Poales; Poaceae
Product: DUF21 domain-containing protein At2g14520
Exons: 11
Coding region: 236-1501 (421 amino acids)
Biological process (GO): magnesium ion homeostasis
Cellular component (GO): intracellular membrane-bounded organelle
Source: RefSeq, a predicted model, not a curated record
CGUCCCCACCUUCCACGGCCAUGGCCACCCGUCGCUUCGCCUCCGCGCCCACGCAUCCCCACCUCCUCUCGCUAGUCACUGCCCUUCGGCUCUUCACAGUUCACACGCUGCUCAAAUAGCGAGACGGCGGAACUACCCGAAACUGAAAUCGAGGAGGCGAGAAGAAGAGGAGGGAGAGAGAGAGGCGUGUGGCGUGUGGCGUGUGGAGGGAGGGAAAGCGUCGGGGGCCGUGGGCAUGGCGGUGGAGUACCGCUGCUGCGGGGCACCGUUCUUCGAGCACAUCGCCGUCAUCGUCGUGCUGGUGCUCUUCGCGGGGCUCAUGUCCGGGCUCACCCUCGGCCUCAUGUCCCUCAGCCUCGUCGACCUCGAGGUCCUCGCCAAGUCCGGCACCGAUCAGGACCGCAAGCACGCAGCUAAGAUAUUGCCUGUUGUGAAAAACCAGCACCUUCUGUUAUGCACUCUCCUGAUCUGCAAUGCUGCAGCCAUGGAGGCUUUGCCCAUAUUUCUUGAUAGCUUGGUAACAGCUUGGGGUGCAGUUUUGAUCUCUGUGACAUUGAUUCUGCUAUUUGGUGAGAUCAUACCACAAUCCAUCUGCUCACGUUAUGGGCUGGCUAUUGGUGCUGCAGUUGCUCCAUUAGUCCGCGUGCUUGUUUGGAUUUGCUUUCCUGUUGCAUAUCCGAUAAGUAAGCUACUGGAUUAUAUGCUUGGUCAUGGCAAAGCUGCUCUUUUCCGUAGAGCUGAGCUAAAAACAUUAGUGACACUGCAUGGAAAUGAGGCUGGCAAAGGUGGAGAGUUAACCCACGAUGAAACUACUAUAAUAGCUGGAGCUCUUGAACUCAGUGAAAAGAAAGCUAAAGAUGCAAUGACACCACUUGAUCAAACAUUUGCGAUUGAUAUAAAUGCAAAGCUUGACAGGAAACUAAUGCAAGAGGUCCUUGAGAAAGGUCAUAGCAGGGUGCCAGUUUAUUAUGAUAAGGACACAAACAUUAUUGGAUUGAUAUUGGUGAAGAAUUUAUUAUCUAUCAACCCUGAUGAUGAAAUUCCUAUAAAGAGCGUAACUAUCCGCAAAAUUCCUCGUGUUUCAGAAGACAUGCCCCUGUAUGACAUCCUAAAUGAAUUCCAGAAGGGCCACAGCCACAUGGCAGUUGUCAUCAGGCAAACCAUUCCAAAUUACUCGGCUAAACAACUCAACAAUAAUGGUGGAACUCUCGAGGUCUCGGUUGCUAUUGAUGAUAAGCCUAGUGAAAAAAGUGUGAAGAAUGUUACUCCACUGCGUAGAUGGAAAAGCUACCCCAACACCCAGAACUCUAAUACAGGUAGCAGGAGUAGAAAAUGGUCCAAAGAUCAAUCAGAUGUUCUUCAAGUACAUGAAGAGCCAUUACCCACACUGAAUGACGAUGAAGAAGCUGUCGGUAUCAUAACAAUGGAGGAUGUCAUUGAGGAGCUGCUACAGGAGGAGAUAUACGACGAGACAGAUGUUCACGUCGAGGAAGAACAAUAACACAUAGCUACAGCCUACAGUUUACGCCACUUCCCAUUUUGACCGGAAAAGUUGCGUGUCAUGCCCAGUUUUGUGCCGAGGAGAGAGAAGUGCAGUAUAUGUAACAGCAUAAUGUUGUACUCCGUGCGGAUAGACAACAUACUGAAAAUUGGUGCAUUCUAAUUAGGGGCUCCUUUGAACUGCUGAUACGAAUGUUCAGUAAAAUUGAUAAGAGAGUGUUGGAUUAUGAUCGGUCGAUCGGCCUUGAA